Molecule: messenger RNA, 1911 nt
Organism: Telopea speciosissima
Lineage: Eukaryota; Viridiplantae; Streptophyta; Magnoliopsida; Proteales; Proteaceae
Product: FGGY carbohydrate kinase domain-containing protein
Exons: 15
Coding region: 68-1798 (576 amino acids)
Biological process (GO): carbohydrate metabolic process
Molecular function (GO): phosphotransferase activity, alcohol group as acceptor; kinase activity
Source: RefSeq, a predicted model, not a curated record
UAAUUGUAAUUCGCACCUCUCCUCUCUCUAUUCUACUCGCAGCUCCGCUGCUUCCAUCUCCAUCGAGAUGGCGUACACAGCUCCACCUUCUCGCUCUGUCUUUCUCGGCGUUGACGUAGGCACUGGCAGCGCUCGCGCAGGUCUUUUUGAUGAAAACGGAAAGCUUCUAGGUUCAGCUAGUAGCCCUAUACAAAUUUGGAAGGAUGGUGACUGUAUUGAGCAAUCCUCGACAGAUAUCUGGCAUGCAAUUUGUGCUGCUGUGAAAUCAGCAUGUGCCCUUGCAAAUGUUGCUUGUGAAGAAGUAACUAGUUUGGGAUUUGCGGCUACUUGUUCUCUAGUUGCUGUGGAUGCCGAUGGUUCUCCUGUUACAGUUUCUUGGAGUGGUGAUGCAAGGCGAAAUAUAAUAGUAUGGAUGGACCAUAGAGCUGUAACACAAGCUGAACGAAUCAAUUCUUCUAACUCACCAGUACUGCAGUAUUGUGGUGGGGCCCUUUCCCCUGAGAUGCAGCCUCCGAAGCUUUUAUGGGUCAAAGAAAAUUUGAAAGAGUCUUGGUCAAUGGCAUUUAGGUGGAUGGAUUUGAGCGAUUGGUUAUCAUACAGAGCAACUGGAGAUGAUACUCGGAGCUUGUGCACCACAGUGUGCAAAUGGACAUAUCUUGGUCAUGCUCACAUGCAACAAAUCAACGAGAAAGACUCUAGAAAUAUGGAAGCUUGUGGGUGGGAUGAUGACUUCUGGGAGGAGAUUGGCUUGGGUGACCUUGUAGAAGGGCAUCAUGCUAAGAUUGGGCGGAGUGUUGCAUUUCCUGGCCAUUCUCUGGGUUCUGGUCUUACUCCGGCUGCUGCGAAGGAGCUGGGGCUGGCAGUUGGAACUCCUGUUGGAACUUCAUUGAUUGAUGCUCAUGCUGGUGGUGUGGGGGUAAUUGAAAGUGUCCCUGCAGCCGAAUCUGAGGCUAAAGGAGAUGACAAUGACGCCAUAUGCCAUCGUAUGGUGUUAGUCUGUGGAACAUCCACAUGCCAUAUGGCUGUAUCCCGGAGCAAAAUUUUCAUUCCAGGGGUUUGGGGACCUUUCUGGUCAGCGAUGGUACCCGAAUACUGGCUUACCGAAGGUGGUCAAAGUGCGACUGGUGCUUUAUUGGAUUAUGUAGUUGAGAACCAUGUCGCUUCUCCUCCUCUUGCGAACCGUGCUGCUUCUCAAAGGAUUUCCAUAUUUGAGCUGUUAAACAGGAUAUUGGAAUCAAUGAUGAAUGACUUGAAGGCUCCUUUCCUUGCUGCCUUGACUAGAGAUAUACAUGUCCUUCCUGACUUCCAUGGGAACAGGUCGCCCAUUGCAGAUCCAAAAUCAAAGGGGAUGGUCUAUGGCUUAACACUCGAUAAAAGUGAAAGACAGCUAAGUCUUCUAUACCUUGCUACAGUCCAGGGUAUUGCAUAUGGAACACGCCACAUUGUGGAGCAUUGCAAUUCACAUGGGCACAAAAUUGACACACUUCUUGCAUGCGGUGGACUUGCCAAGAACCCCUUGUACAUUCAAGAACAUGCAGAUAUCAUUGGUUGUCCAUUAAUUCUUCCUAGAGAAAGUGAGUCUGUUCUCUUGGGAGCAUCCAUUCUUGGAGCGGUUGCUGCAAAGAAGUAUUCAAGUCUCCAUGAUGCAAUGAAGGCACUGAAUGCACCUGGCCAGGUCAUCUAUCCUUCUAAGGAUCCAAGGGUAAAGAAGUACCAUGAUGUCAAAUAUCGGGUUUUUCGGGAGCUUUAUGAGCAGCAGCUGUCUCAUCGUAAAACCAUGGCUGAAGCAUUUGCGUAGAUGCUUCUGUUGCUGAAGGUUAAACCAUUCACUAUUCAGAUAUCCAGCAGUGGUUUAAAUGUAGAAUAGCAGCUCAGGAAUGAAUUUUUGCUGCACAAAACCUGUUCACUGGU